AUGCUGAAGUCACACACCAAGGCUUUUGGCCUCAAUGCUGCCUUUGGCUCGAAGUGCAGUGGGUGCAUUGGAGACAAGUGCAGGUCGUCGAGUUGUUGUGACUCAGACCUUCUGUUCCGAAGGCCUGUCUUCAAGCUACUCAGUCCGAUCGUUUGGAGGGAGGAAGCAGGUACAGCAUGGCCCGUGGCAGUUCACUUCCAGACAGACUGUCCAAGGAACCUUGAUGAGGCGACUGCGCUCUUUUCGAGGUUUGGCGACAUCGCGCGGCUAGACACCACCUUGGGUGCCGUCACCGGAUUGGUGUUCGUGACUUUCUUUGAUGUGAGAGUUGCACAGAAGGUUCUGCAGCAUUUCGGCGCACUGGCGGAGCCUUUUCAACCGGCCGCGUACGACUUUCGUGCUGUGAGCAUCGCUCCGCACGUCAUUGCUGAUCUCCCUGACCAGUUUGGUCAACUUCACAGCUUCGGAGAGAUUGCUGGCGUCUCGCUUUGCGGAGAGGAGAUCGUGGUCGAGUUCUAUGACAUGCGUGCAGCUCAACAGGUCACGUUCUUUGUUCCGGCCAGCCGGCCAAGGCGGCAGGUAACCCAGACUGCCGGACAGGGGCAAGGACAAGCACAAGUGCAGAACGGCCAGAUUCCGGUGCCCCGCAGUCCGCUAGCCACGGACUGGGUGCAGGAGACCUUGAGUGCCUCGAAGGCCUUUUCCUUGCAGGGGGCCGUCCCCGGGUCAUCCCCGCUGACCGGCAAGGAAAGUGAGCCUCCCACCACCCCGCCAUCAAAAAGUGGACCGAAAUGGCAAGGACCUGGCAAGCCUGUGCGUGAGAAGGUGAGAAUGGAGGACUUGCUAAAGUUCGACAUCGUGCCCGAGAAGAUCCAGUCCGGCGAGGACACCAGGACCACUGUGAUGGUGAGGAACAUUCCCAAGGCCUGCACCCGAGAGGCAUUCGUGGAGCUGCUAAACCCUUGUGGUUUGUCGGACAGGUACACCUUCUUCUACAUGCCGUUUGAUAAACGUCGCAACAUGCACUGUGGCUUCGCCUUCAUCAACUUCCGGACUCCCAGCGACGUGCUGGUGCUCUGGCAGCGUAUGACGCCGUCCUUCUGGCGAGCCUACCUGAAGAGGGGCCAUGUAUCUGCAUCGACACUACCGGCGGUGAGCUAUGCUCGUUUGCAGGGCCAGGAGCAGCUCACGAAGCACUUCAGUCUGUCUGCUGUGAUGCGCGACAGCGACGCACGCAAGCGUCCAGUAUUCUGCCAAAAGAACAACGUGUUCCAUUCUGAGGAGGCAAUUGGAGAGGCAUUGCCACAUGAGCUGCAAGCAGAGUCGGGCCAAUUCAACCUCGCCGACCUUCAGCCUUGCUACGUGUCCACCAGCGGAGUCGAGGACACACACUUCUCGGAAAAGGACCUCCUCGGAUUCGAUCUUCUUGGUGGCCCAGAGAGCAUUGCCUUUCUCCUGGGCGGAGGGCAGGGGGCGUGA
This is a messenger RNA of Symbiodinium sp. CCMP2592, 1479 nucleotides long. Lineage: Eukaryota; Dinophyceae; Suessiales; Symbiodiniaceae. The record is from the annotation of a GenBank genome assembly.